AUGAGUGAAGAAUUUACUCCUGCUUCAUCCAAUGGAUGGACCCCUCUGGUUCAACAUAACCGAACAAAGUACUUUGCUCCCGACACAAAACCACGAAUCGACGUGGAUGACACCGUCAAGAAGUUCAAAUACUUGCUUGGUCUAACCGACUUGUUCCAACAUUUCAUCGAUUCAAAGGCAAAGAAAGACCCCGUGUUUGCGCAAGUUAUAGAUAAGAUGCACGAAAGUCAACCAAAGAACAACGCAGGGAGGAGAAGAAAGACUGAGAAAGAAGAAGAUGCAGAGUUGUUGGAUGAUGAACAAGAUACGCCUACCAUCACAGAGUUUACCGAAAGUCCGAGCUACAUCCAAGGUGAACUUCGCCCGUACCAGAUCCAAGGUUUGAAUUGGUUGGUUUCGCUUUACGAGAAUAAUCUCUCUGGUAUUUUGGCUGACGAAAUGGGGUUGGGUAAAACGUUGCAGACAAUAUCUUUCUUGGGCUACUUGCGAUACAUGCGUGGGAUCAACGGGCCACACUUGGUUGUUGCUCCAAAAUCUACUUUAGACAACUGGGGCAGAGAAUUCGCAAGAUGGACUCCGAAGGUAAAUGUGUUUGUCCUUCAAGGAGACAAAGAUGAAAGACAAGAUUUGAUACAAAAUCGAUUACUACAGUGUGAUUUUGACGUUGUGAUUGCAUCCUAUGAGAUUGUGAUACGUGAAAAGGCAUCUUUUAGAAAGUUUGCAUGGGAGUAUAUCGUCAUUGAUGAGGCUCACAGAAUUAAAAAUGAAGAGUCCUUACUCUCUCAAAUAAUUCGUCUUUUCCAUUCAAAAAACCGUCUUUUAAUUACAGGAACGCCUUUACAAAAUAAUUUGCACGAGCUAUGGGCAUUGCUCAAUUUCAUAUUGCCAGAUGUAUUUGGCGAUUCAGAUGCGUUUGAUCAAUGGUUCAGCUCCACUGGUGAUAAUAAGGAGGAACAAGACGAUAAUGUCGUUGCACAAUUGCACAAGGUCCUUAAACCUUUUUUGUUGCGUCGUAUAAAGUCUGAUGUCGAAAAGUCACUUUUGCCUAAACAAGAAUUAAAUGUAUAUGUGAAGAUGACUGACAUGCAAAGAAAAUGGUACCAAAAACUUCUUGAGAAAGACAUUGAUGCGGUCAACGGCGCAAACGGCAAAAAGGAAUCAAAGACAAGGUUGUUGAAUAUUGUCAUGCAAUUGAGAAAAUGUUGCAAUCAUCCAUACUUGUUUGAGGGCGCAGAGCCAGGGCCCCCUUACACGACCGAUGAGCACUUGGUCUUCAAUGCCCAGAAGAUGAUUAUUUUGGACAAGCUUUUGAAAAAGUUCCAAAAAGAGGGUUCUCGGGUAUUGAUCUUCUCGCAGAUGUCUAGAAUGUUAGAUAUUCUUGAAGACUAUUGCAUGUUCCGUUCAUUCCAAUACUGCCGAAUUGAUGGUCAAACAGAUCAUGCUGACCGUGUUGAGGCUAUUGACGAAUACAACAAACCAGGGUCGUCAAAGUUUGUUUUUUUAUUGACAACCAGGGCAGGUGGUUUAGGCAUCAACUUGACUACCGCCGACAUUGUUAUCUUGUUUGAUAGCGAUUGGAAUCCGCAAGCCGACUUACAAGCCAUGGAUAGAGCUCAUAGAAUUGGCCAAACGAAGCAAGUCAAGGUUUUCCGCUUUGUCACCGAAAAUGCGAUCGAAGAAAAGGUGCUUGAGAGAGCUGCCCAGAAAUUGCGCUUGGAUCAGUUGGUUAUUCAGCAAGGUAGAAAUAGCGGAGGAGUUGCACAACAAAGCGGUAAAGGUGCUUCAAAAGAUCAAUUGUUAGACAUGAUCCAGCAUGGAGCAGCAGAGAUCUUCAAGGCUAAAGAGGGCGAUGGAGUCAGCAACACUGAUGUCGACAUUGAGGCAUUGCUCGCUGAUUCUGAGAAGAAGACAUUAGAGCUUAACAAGAAGUACGCAAAGCUUGAUUUGAAUGCUUUACAAAACUUCACGAAUGACGAAUCUGUUUACGAGUGGAACGGUGAAAAUUUUAAGAAAAAGGAACCGACUGCAAUAACUAACAUUGGACAUGCCUGGAUAAACCCCGGCAAAAGAGAAAGAAAAGAGAAUUAUUCCAUCGACAUGUACUACAAAGACGUCUUGAAAUCUGGAAGCAGGUCAACGCCGAGAUCAGGACCCAAACCUCCGAAACAACUAAACAUCUACGAUCAUCAAUUCUUUCCGCCAAAACUCAUGGAACUUCAUGACAUGGAACGGGAUUACUAUAAGAAGCAGACUGGUUAUAAGGUUCCUCUCAAAAAGGGCACACCCAAGGAUCUUGCUCAAAGAGAGCUAGAACAGAAGCUCGAGCAAGAAGAAAUCGAGAAUUCUAGGCCAUUGACUGAAGAAGAGAAAGCCCUCAAAGAAGAACUUUUGACGCAAGGAUUCUCAAAUUGGAACAGGAAGGAUUUUAUUCAUUUCAUUGCCGUCUCCACUAAGUACGGGCGUAAUGCGAUCUCGAUGAUUGCGGCGGAGUUUGAAGAUAAAACGAUUGAGGAGGUGAGAGAGUACGCGAGGAAAUUUUGGCUGAGCUACGAGGAGAUUGAAGGUUUUGAGAAGUACAUUCAUCAAAUUGAGCUUGGUGAAGAAAAGGUGAAUCGUGUGAAACUACAAAAAGAGAGCAUUCGCCGUAAAGUGUCAAGCUACAAGUACCCACUCCAGGAGCUUGUAUUAAAAUACCCACCUGCCCAAACUAAUAAGAGAACAUUCACAGACGAAGAGGACAGAUUCUUGAUUGUCCAAAUGUACAGAUUUGGUCUUGAUAGACCCGAUCUAUAUGAAAGAAUCAGAGACGCUAUUCGUCUGAGUCCAUUGUUCCGAUUUGAUUUCUUCUUUUUGUCAAGGACAACGGCAGAGAUCUCCAGAAGAUGUAGCACGUUGAUAGCGUGCGUCUUUAAAGAGAUCCAUCCUAAUGAAGCUGCCGCAAGCAAAUCGGCAUCUAAAAGUGGUGGCGUGAGUAAUGGCACCAAGAGAAAAGAAGAGAACAAAAUCACGACAAACAAGAAGCGCAAGAGGUAA
Messenger RNA from Candidozyma auris, 3033 nucleotides. Its product is annotated as chromatin-remodeling ATPase ISW1. NCBI's taxonomy places the organism in Eukaryota, Fungi, Ascomycota, Pichiomycetes, Serinales, Metschnikowiaceae. Gene Ontology annotation, cellular component: nucleus; chromatin. The record is from RefSeq and is a predicted model, not a curated record. Gene Ontology annotation, molecular function: ATP hydrolysis activity; ATP binding; DNA binding. Gene Ontology annotation, biological process: regulation of transcription by RNA polymerase II; nucleosome organization. The transcript is spliced from 2 exons. The coding region runs from base 1 to 3033 and encodes 1010 amino acids.